AAGAGAGUGAUCUGCAUAUACUCGUCUCAGUACAGCUUUGAAUAACAGAGUUUAGUGUCGGUCACACAUAUUAUAAUUUCGGAAUCUCUGAGUGUUUUGUUUGGAUUUCAAAAUUACCGGAGGCUGACCUGGAGUCAACAAGUAAUCGGCCAUGGAAGGAGCUACUUUGGCCUGAGCCCCUUCUGCUCAAAAUCUGAGUGAAUCAGAAGAAAUUUAACAAGACAAUGAAGUUCAACUGGAAAUUAAGCAAGCACAAGAACUUGCUCCUUAAGGUUGCGGCUGCCUCUCUCAUUUUAGGUCUUGCUUUUCGUUUCUUCUUCUUUGGCUCUUCUCAGAUUAAAACCCCUAUUGCUGAUGCUACUGUGGUGGAAGGCCCACCAUCACUUCCGGCUUCUGUUCAUGUACAAUACAACGGCUCUAUUCUUAUACCAGAUAAUGAAGAUCAAAUACCUCAAGAUUGAAAAAGGUGUUGAAGUUUACCAUGAUGAGGAAUUCAAGUCAAGAAGAUGGCACUUCCCGUCAUACAAUUUGACCGUAUCAAACAUUUGGUCCCCUUUCCUCGUGAAAGCUGAAAUCUUUGAAGACAUUAAUGGUGUUUCGACGUCUGAGGUUCAGCUCUAUCUAGACCAACUCGAUAGUAAAUGGACAGAUCAUUUCCAGAGCUUGGACUACACGAUAAUCUCAACUGGGAAAUGGUUUCUCAAAGCUGCUAUCUACCAUGAGAAUGACACUGAAGUUGGCUGCCACAUCUGCCCUGAAGGAAAAAACCUGACACAGUUGGGAUUUGUCUAUGCUUACAACAAGAGUCUCCAUUAUGCUAUGAACCACAUUGCACAAUCUGGGCACAAGGGAUUGAUUUUUUUCAGGACAACAACGCCAGAUCACUUUGAAAAUGGGGAGUGGCAUAAUGGAGGAACUUGUCCACGAACAAAACCGGCUAAAGAGGGAGAGAUUGAAAUAAAAAGCUUGCAUAGGAUUUUACGUGACAUUGAACUGGAAGCGGUUGAGAAGGCAGCAGCUGAAGCUGCCAGGAAUGGGGUGCAACUGAAGCUUCUUGACUUCAUGAAUAUGUUACUGUCGAGGCCAGAUGGGCACCCAGGUCCAUAUCGAGAGUUCCAUCCAUUUGCGAAGGACAAAAAUGCCAAGGUUCAAAAUGACUGCUUACACUGGUGCUUGCCUGGGCCAAUGGACUCCUGGAAUGAUGUGAUAAUGGAAAUGGUGGUUAAUGGUUGAGAGUUGUUUAUUUAAUAGAAACUGUAAUUUUCUAUUAAUUGAUUUUUGGGCUCACAAGAGACUUCUAUUUAUAUAUAUGCACAUAUCAACUCAUUUAAGAAAUAAUCUAUACGGGAAA
Carica papaya (papaya) is the source of this 1351-nucleotide messenger RNA. The record is from RefSeq and is a predicted model, not a curated record. Lineage: Eukaryota; Viridiplantae; Streptophyta; Magnoliopsida; Brassicales; Caricaceae.